UUUAAUACAAUAACAUUUUCUCGCAAACAACGAAUAAGUGUAGUUCGAGAUGGGUGUGAUAACUUAGGUGUACCAAAUAUGCAAAGUAGAUAUUAUAUAGUUACUAAUAAUGAAAAUCUACAAGCAUCAAUAGCUAUUGUACCUUCUGGUUUUGUAAUUACUAUAGAUAAAGAAAUUAG
Messenger RNA from Racocetra persica, 179 nucleotides. The record is from the annotation of a GenBank genome assembly. Lineage: Eukaryota; Fungi; Glomeromycota; Glomeromycetes; Diversisporales; Gigasporaceae.